AUGCUUUUCCGUCUCUACUCCUUCCUGCUCAUGGCCACCGUGGCCCUGGCCGUCGUAUAUCCAGGUGCCAAAAAGCCAUGUACAAACCCAUUGCCUCAAAGCAAAUGGAGUCAGUUAAUCCAGAAAAGCAUGAAAGCAUACCCGAAAGGCAACAAUCCCAAAAUCAACUUCAAGCCCCCCGCUUGGCAAGAAGACACGCUCAAGGGUAUCACCUUCUACGCCACGGGAGGAUGUCACGGUUCCGGCGCCGAUGCUGCAAUCUACGUUCCUCGAAAAGACUUCACUGGAGAUGGCUCCAAGCUGUGCUCUGGCUCCAAGAACAACGAUAAGGGCGGCAAGGAUGACCUCGAAGACAACGGCGCCAGUUUCACACUCGAUGGCAACAUUGCCUCCAACUGUCAACUUCACUUUUUCAGCGGCCUGGGCUGCAAUGACAAGGAUUGGCUGGGUUUUAUGUCGGCAGCGGAUCAGAAGGGCGGAUGCUCCACGGCAUCUAACUCCCAAGGAAAGGCGAUCACGGGCAUGCGUUCUUUCAACUAUGUGUGCGACAGCACGAGCAAGGAUGACAAAAGCUGA
Messenger RNA from Penicillium daleae, 576 nucleotides. RefSeq lists its product as uncharacterized. Bases 1 to 576 code for a protein of 191 amino acids. The record is from RefSeq and is a predicted model, not a curated record. The transcript has a single exon. Lineage: Eukaryota; Fungi; Ascomycota; Eurotiomycetes; Eurotiales; Aspergillaceae.